Messenger RNA from Rana temporaria (common frog), 844 nucleotides. It is a transcript of the gene C6H16orf91, whose product is annotated as chromosome 6 C16orf91 homolog. Bases 115 to 480 code for a protein of 121 amino acids. Lineage: Eukaryota; Metazoa; Chordata; Amphibia; Anura; Ranidae. The transcript has 2 exons. The record is from RefSeq and is a predicted model, not a curated record.
AAAGUCACUUCCGCUUCCGGCGACCUUCAGAGCAUGUGUGUGAGUGGAGACUGCCGCGGUGUUCCUGUGUGAUGAGGGAAUCUGCGCGCUGAAUCAGGACAAUAGAGAAGGAAAAUGAUGAAGUGGGCUCUGUGUAGAAUACGGGCGGACUGGUUAAAGCAGUCAUUUGUUGCUGCCCGCAGUGCCCGGAUGGUCCAUUUAAAGAAGCCUCCAGACUCUACAGAAGAGGACAGUUCAAAGCCUAUAAAGUUUACUACGAGUAAAGCCAACCCUCGCCAUUGGAAUGUCUCCAAAUCAUUUGGUAGUGAUUACCAGCAGCCAUGGUGGAAAGUCCUGCCAAUCAGUUUGUUUAUCGUGGCUGUUAUGACGUGGGCAGUAUUUCGGAAAGAAACAGAAAUCGACAAGAUCAUCUACCGACCAAUUUCUGAGUUACUAGGCAACAUAGAGACGAACAAAUCACAAGAUGAAAAAGGCAAAUAAGAUUCUUCACGUUGACUUUGUUUGAACUUAUUAUUGCAAGCUUGUGGACGGUAGCACUGCUAUUGCAUACGUGGAUUUGGUCUUCUACAUUUGGACUGGACAGUGUGUCGUGAAGCCAAAUUGUUCUGUCAAACUGUGUAAUGGGUUUUGAGAAUGAGCACGGCAUAUUGUGAUGUAUAAUAUGUAAUAAUUAUUGGCUGAGGGUCUUAAGUGUCUGUGUACAUUUUCAUCAAAAAUGGGGAUUUAAAACGUAUUACUUAUGACAAACAAGGUGAAUUGAGCUGAGCAGCUGAAUAUACAUAGUUGGUCAGCAAAGUCUGUUUCAUUUUUAUGUUGCGCUGCAUUAAAGCGGUAGUAAAGUCUG